Adineta ricciae is the source of this 627-nucleotide messenger RNA. The record is from the annotation of a GenBank genome assembly. Lineage: Eukaryota; Metazoa; Rotifera; Eurotatoria; Adinetida; Adinetidae.
AUGCAAACACCCCUCCUUACUCUAUGGAAUUCUUGGGAUGGAAAAGAUGAAAUGGAUUGUGAUAUAUCAUUAAAUAUAUUUAAUUGUUCGUCAGAUACAAGAAUAUGUGUUACAUUAUAUACAUUACAAUUUUCAUGUAUACCACUUAAUAAAAUUAAUAAUGGAGAAGUCGAUUGUUUUGGUGGAACCGAUGAACCAAGAAUAUGUCGUAAAAAGUUUUAUGAUGCAGAGAAAUUUUACUGUAUGAAUAGUAACCCACCAGAUUGUCAUCGUGAUUAUUAUUUGUGCAAUAAUACUACAGAAUGUCCAAAUGGAGAUGAUGAACAAUUUUGUCUACAAAACAAAACAAUUUCCGAUGAUUUUUUGGAAUCGAACUAUUCUGUGUUCCACUCUAAUGUAAAGAAGUUUCUCCUUUCUUUUUUUAAAAGAAAACGUAUAGCAAACGACAAAUAUUUUCGCAUCACUGGUUUUCUUGAAAAAAAUGAAAUAGAAGAAGAUGAUGAUGGUGAUGCAUUUAUUCCAUUUGAUAAAAUCUCGUCGCCACUUAGCAAUUCUCAUUGUCAUCGUGGUCUUGAUUUACCCGUUUGGUUAAAUCAGUUAUCUAAUCAUACAUGUCUUUGUCCAUGA